AUAGGAUCAAGUAUCAACAAGACAGCAAGUUGAUGCUAUGUACUACACUAGUAUAUUAUUGUAUGGUUUAGAAACACUUGAAUAUAAUUCAACCACGUAUCACACUUACUUUACUACUUGUAGUUCCUCCCACAAUUAUUAUCUCAACAUUUCUGUUCAAUUCUGAGCAGCCCAGAUCCUGAUUUUGAACAAAGAUGAUCAGCCUACUGCUAUUUUCUCCUCUGCUAUUAUCCAAGAGUUAUGUGAGGAAACCAUUCAAUUCUAUUGAAGGGUUUUUAAAAAAUGGAAGGCGAUAGAGUAACAAGCCUGUGCUGCUAACCGUUUUUGGAGGGAAAACCAAUCCUUUUAAACAUUAUGUACGCACCUAAUAUUUCGAAGCUCACAUAAGGUGAUAACUGAUCUGGACAAAAUUCCACCUAGUUAUGUGUGGUUGAUUCUUUCUCUUCCCCGGACAUGCUUCUGGCUAUGUUUUUACCCUGGUCUCAUGCGGUGCAAGUUGUGAUCACUAUCAAUUUAGGGAUAUAAGAUUGGUGAACUUCUUGCAGGCCAUAGAAACCAAACUAUCUGCACAUACAUAAGGAAUCAUAUAUCAUAACUAUGUAUGAUCGUGCCGAUAAAGGUAAGCAGCCAAUGCAUCCUAAUCAAUCUCUGUGGAUGUCCCAUUGGUCGGCAGUUCAGGAGCAGAAUCAAAUUUCUACUUUGGUUCACGACAACGGUAUGAACCAGUUGCAUGUGCAGAAGGGAAAGGAGGUCACAUCUUACAUGUCUAGAUCUUCUGAAAAACGUACAGAGGUACAAGCCAUAGAUUUUGGAAUAUUGCAUGGUAACCAGGCAAUGAGUUCAAGAAAAGAGAGAGAUUAUAGACUGGACUCACUAGACUCUUCAACAGUCAAUCUUUCUCAAAAUAGGCACCAUACUUUGAACACUGAACAAGUACCCCCGCUUCUUUCAUUAGCUCCUCCAGGAACUGAAACUUCAUAUAUGGAAUCACAUAUUCAGCAAAAAACUAUUUUACAAUGUCCUAGUGACCUGGUGAAGUCUCAAAUGGUUUUGAGUAGCAGCUUAGCUUUCCCUGAGUCUUUGGCGGAGAACUUGAGUGGCACUGCGUCUCAUGUUUCAUCCCGAUUAUAUGAUCUAGGAGAAGGAAGACUUGAAAAUAGAAGCAAUUCUAAAACACCGUCCUUCGUUUGUAGUGUCGAAGAAAAUGGUAACCAUGUUAGAUCCAUACUGCCGUCAAAAAGAAAGUUAUCAGAUACUAACAUCAGGACAGUUGCAAAACAUGAGAAGUGCAGUAAUCAUUGUGCUGCUGGAUUUGUGUCUGAUGAUCUCUGUAUGAAAAAUAAUCAUCCACCAUCCUUUUGUGAAGAACGGUACAAGAGAAUGCAUAAUUGUUCUGGUAUCAAUUUGUUUCCAACCUAUUCUCAUGAUGCAAAUACUAUGAUGAUAUAUACUUCUGCUGAGGAUUUAGGCAAAUGCCCUCCCAGAUUUCAGGAAAUUCGUACAUUUCUUGUCACGGAAAAUACUGAUUCAUAUUUGCGGAAGGAAAAUCAAAGAUUUAGGGAUCCAGGACUUCUUGCUCUGCAGGAAAAUGUGCCCAUCAAAUGUUACAGCUUUCCCCAGCUUUUUGGUCCUGGUAAGCAGGGAGUACAGCUCCAGCAGCUGUCCUCAUCAGAUAGUGAAGGGAAAUAUAAUCUUCAUGAUGUCAAUGCUACUGAAGUUCUUUCAAAGAAUAAAUCAUCAGCUGAAGCUGACACAAUAUUUGGGAAAAAGAUUAACAAGAGACAUCUUUCAGGUGUAGAGCAUUCCUCCACAAAAAAGGAUGGCAAGGCAAACACAGAUAGACAGUGUCAUGAUCAUGCCACUUCAACAACUGGAGAAGAAGUUCAACCUCGCAAACGUCCUAUACCUGAAAUACCGGAUAUGAACUUAGAGCUACCUGCCGAGCCAGAUGAAGCAAGUGUAGUGGACAAUGCUGAAGCAAGCACAUCAAGAACUCGAAGUUUGGACAUAGAUUAUGAGCCAGAUACAAGUAGCAGAUGGAUUAAGCGUCUUAAGAUAAGUGAUUCAUCUAGCCAUUCUAUUGGUACAAAGAGCUUGAGCUUGGACGAAGCCACAUCUGAUAAAAAUCAAAACCAAUUUGUUAGCAAUGGUCUGAGAGGUGAAAAAGCCAACUCAAAUCCGGUGCCUUUAUCUGCUGGUAAAGAACUAAUGGUUCUAACUCAGAAAACAAAUCCACCAAGAACCGGCAGUUCCUGUUUAAAUGAUAAUUUUGAUGGAACAGACGGCACAAAACAGUUGCAUUCUUGGAUUCAGAGGUGGCAAAAAAAUCCAGCUACAGCUCAUGAGAAGCAGCCUGAGCCAGUUGUAGUAUGUGACCCACAGAGUUCCAAGGUAAGUCUAGAGGAGUUACAGAGGAAGCCGUUUGCGAGCAUAGCUGCAAUGGCCCUUUUGGGGAAGGGAUGGAGUGGCCUAAAAUGCCAGUAUCGAAAUGUUGGUCCACUUACAUUAUGGGAUUCCAAGGAUAUGUAAAAAUUCCUGUCCAAAGCACAUAUUACAAUAUAUGCAUGGAAACUAUGGUAUUGUGUUCUUGUUCUCAUAAUGGUCAUGGCAGAUCGAGUAUAGAAGGAAAUGGGUAUAUGGGCGAUCAGCAAAUCACAAGGAGCUUGUUUGUGAUUGGAUUGGAAGUCAUGGUUAAGCCGGUAGAGUUGUGCUUUUGUAUCAGAUCUAUGGUGCUAGUAUGUGCUUAUAUUUAACACUUUACAUGUUCUAAUCAAGUAC
This is a messenger RNA of Daucus carota subsp. sativus, 2778 nucleotides long. RefSeq lists its product as uncharacterized. The record is from RefSeq and is a predicted model, not a curated record. Lineage: Eukaryota; Viridiplantae; Streptophyta; Magnoliopsida; Apiales; Apiaceae. The transcript is spliced from 6 exons. Bases 598 to 2529 code for a protein of 643 amino acids. Gene Ontology annotation, biological process: regulation of photomorphogenesis.